ACAGGGCUGCAGAUGCCAGCCACCAGUUACCCUGCAGAUCUGGCACCGGCCAACACACCUGCAGAAUGCAGAUCCAUUCCAAUCGCGAUCUUGCCCCCUCCUUCAAAUCCCCUGCUCGCACAGUAUUUAAGGGUCUAUUAAGGGCCUGAUAGCCACCUGUUUCUUUUGCAAACUCACAUUCGGACAUUUACCCAUCAUGUCCCUGCGGUCGAUUCUGUUCUCGCUUUCCGCCUCGUUGGCGUCGGCAACCAACCUCUAUGCCACUCACUAUAGCGGCACGGUCUACUCCCUCUCGCUGACGCACAGCAGCAAUGGCAGCGACCUUGCCAUCUCGUCGGAGAUCCAGGGUUGUGGCCCCAUGCCCAGCUGGCUGACCCUCGACCCCGCCACGCGCAUCAUUUACUGCAACGACGAGACGGGUGACGCCUCGACCAAUGGCUCCCUGAACGCCCUCUCCGCGUCGACCGACGGUACCCUGAAGCUGAUCGCCAGCACCGACGCCGCUCCGGGAGGUGGUGUGAACAGCGUCAUUUACACCGGCGAACAUGGUGCCCAAUACCUGGCCAUUGCACACUACGGCGGCUCGGCUCUCUCCACUUUUACCCUUCCCCUCACCCCAGACUCGCAACCCCUGCAGGUUUUCCGCUACACCUUCUCCGAUGACAACCCCAAACGCCGCCCCCAGCAAGAUUCCCCACACCCGCACCAAGUUUUCCUCGACCCGACCGGCUCCUUCGUCCUCGUCCCUGAUUUGGGGUCGGACCUCCUCCGCGUCUACGCCAUUGACAAGGCCACUGGCAAGCUGCAGUCCCACUGCACUGACCUGAGCUACCCGACGGGCAGCGGACCCCGCCACGGUCUCUUCUGGGAGUCCGCCGACGACCACCACAGCAUCCUGACCACCAACAACAACCGCAACACCCGCCGCACCACCCGUCGCAACCGCAACCAGGCCCAACAACAAGGCGCCGCCACCCUUUACACCGCCAACGAACUCGACGGCCACCUCAAGGUCUUCGACGUCUCCUACGUCUCCGACGGCUGCCUCUCCUUCCGCCAGCUCCAGGCCCUUGUGCCCUACCCGACCACUAACGACUCGCUCCCGACCGGGGCGACGCUGGCCGAGAUCCGCAAGGCCGGGAAUGGGCUGUAUGUGUCGGUACGCUCCGACCACGGCUUCGCGCCCUACGACAGCAUUGCCACGCUGACCCGCCAUGCGAAUGCAACCGUUGAGUUCGAGCGCUUGAGUUCCGCGUAUGGCACCGUCCCCCGGACGUUUGUCAUCAACAAGGCGGGCGACCUGGUGGCCAUUGGCGACCAGGCGAGCUCCAACGUCGCGAUCGUGGCUCGUGACCCCGUCACGGGCGUCUUGGGCGACAAGAUUGCCGAGUUGCAGGUCGGGGAGCCCGGUGCGGUGGGCACGGCCGAGGGGUUGAGCAGCAUCAUCUGGGAUGAGUGAGUGCUUUCUCCCUGGGGCUGGAAAAAGUACAUAGUUGGGGUUUGCAUGCUGCAUGCAUGCCAGAUACCGCGAGCGAGACUGAACAGUGUGAAAUGUGUCGUCAGUAGUCGAUUGACUUACCUACAUACCUAUAUAUUAUGUGAAUAACUGGACCCUUUGGCUUGUGUUUCAAUCUUCCCACUCUGAUAUGAUCCUGUAGCGCAAGGGACCGGGGGACAUCGACACAUCGGUCGGAAAACCCGCAGAUCCCGUUCGGGACAUCUCCGGCUCGGGCCAUGGACACGGAGGGCUUGAGUCGUGCCCAAGCUGAACAAGCUGGACAGAUUAUGUCGACCGUCAGUAGACAAG
Messenger RNA from Aspergillus aculeatinus CBS 121060, 1807 nucleotides. Its product is annotated as 3-carboxy-cis,cis-mucoante lactonizing enzyme. Gene Ontology annotation, molecular function: 6-phosphogluconolactonase activity; protein binding. Bases 197 to 1459 code for a protein of 420 amino acids. The record is from RefSeq and is a predicted model, not a curated record. Lineage: Eukaryota; Fungi; Ascomycota; Eurotiomycetes; Eurotiales; Aspergillaceae. The transcript is spliced from 2 exons.